AUGACUACUUUACUAGAUUCGGAUGUCAAAGUGGCCGCCCCAGAGAAACACAUCAGCGAUGAGGAGCAGUUGGCUUCCCUCGGGCAUGUGCAAGAACUUCGUAGAGAGUUUUCUUUGUGGUCCAUCGUAUGCCUUCAAAUCUCCUUGAUGGCCACUUGGGAGGCCCUCUCUUCGGUGGUGUCCACUGCUCUGACCAACGGGGGAGCACCCUGUCUUUUCUAUAAUUAUAUCAUUGCCUUGAUCGGCACAAUCUUUGUUGUUCUAUCGCUCGGUGAGAUUGCUUCAUUAUAUCCAACAGCAGGAGGCCAAUAUCAUUGGGUCUAUUGUCUCACGCCCGAGUCAUAUCGGGCCACAGCAUCUUGGUUCACCGGCUGGAUCUCUAUCGGAGGUCAAAUCGUGUUCACUGCAUCUGCAGCUUUUGCCGCCGGUCUCCAGUUGCAGGCCUUGGUGACUAUGAAUCACCUUGAUACCUAUGUUCCGGCUCGAUGGCAGGGAAUGCUCUUCUAUUGGCUGAUCUUAGCUUACUCGGCUGCUAUCAAUAUCUUUGGAUCCAAGAUUCUGCCACAUACCAACACCGCAGCUGGAAUACUUCAUAUGUUAGGAUUCAUAGCAGUCGUGUGCGUGCUAGGAGCCAUGUCAUCAAAGCAUUCUGCGACAUAUGUCUUCACGGAGUUUUCAAAUACCAGUGGUUGGGGAAAUGAUGGGGUCUCUUGGCUGGUUGGGCUGUUGAGCGCGGUAUAUCCCUUUCUUGGUUAUGAUGCAGCCUGUCAUCUAAGUGAAGAGCUUCCCAAGCCGUCGCGAAAUGUGCCUUUGGCUAUGGUGGGAAGUGUUGCCAUUAACGGCCUCAUGGGUUUGGUAUAUGCAAUCGUGCUGCUGUUUGGGCUAGGAGAUCUCAAGACUCUUCUUGCGUCUAAAGUCGGAUUUCCGUUCAUGCAACUCUUCCUGAAUGUCACCCACUCGUUGGCAGGGGCAUCGAUUCUUUCGUUAGUUGUUUCUCUGAUCGCCAUGGCGGCCAAUGCCGCUGGCACAACUUCAACCAGUCGUACAGCAUGGGCAUUUGCACGCGACCGUGGCCUGCCGAGCUCCACAUUCUUCUCGGUGGUUAACCCGACUCUGAAGGUGCCCGUUCGAAUGGUGUUGGUUGUGGUAUUUCUGCAGAUGCUCCUGGGCCUAAUUUACCUGGGCAGCUCAACGGCCUUCAAUGCCGUGCUCUCCAUGGCUAUCCUAGGCAUGUAUGCGUCGUAUUUCUCACCUAUUCUGUUCAUGUUUAUGCAUGGUCGACGGACCUCGGCCUCUAUCGCACGUGCAAUAGGAACUGGCGCAUUUAAUUUGGGACCACGAUGGGGGCCUACGGUGAAUUUGAUAGCCAUGAUGUGGUUGAUGCUGGCAAUGGUAUUUAGCACUUUUCCGACUGUGAUGCCGGUGACACCAGAAAACAUGAACUACUGCGUGGUGGUGACCAUGGGCUGGGUCGCCAUCGGUGCAGUGUAUUAUUAUCUGUUCAGCGGGAAGAGACGGUUCACUGGUCCCGUGGUAGAACUAGCUGAAGAGAUGUAA
Molecule: messenger RNA, 1557 nt
Organism: Penicillium atrosanguineum
Lineage: Eukaryota; Fungi; Ascomycota; Eurotiomycetes; Eurotiales; Aspergillaceae
Product: MFS general substrate transporter
Exons: 5
Coding region: 1-1557 (518 amino acids)
Biological process (GO): transmembrane transport
Cellular component (GO): membrane
Molecular function (GO): transmembrane transporter activity
Source: RefSeq, a predicted model, not a curated record